ACAGGAGAGGAGCUAAGGCUAAGCAUGACAAUCACUCCCUCACUCUCCGGUGUGUGAUGUGGUUCGAUUCCAGGAGAGGGGCUGCUUAUAAUUCUCUCAUUGCCUUUGCUUUCUCUUCCACAUUGUCUGCAGCUUUAACGCAUGGUAUAAAAAAGGACGACCAUACAAGGAAUAGAAACGCCUAAGACUCAAACGUUUCCUUUCACAAGACCUCUGACACCAAAGAAAUUGAUUAUACUUAAGGUUUGGUUGUGCAUUUGAGAGAGAGGGCGAGAGAAACCAAGAGACAGAGAGAGGCACCCAUAAUCAAAGCUGGAGAGCAACAGUGAGAGGGAAAGGGAGAAAGCAACAGAGGAAAAUGUGUCUAUCUUGCAACUUCGGCGACCAUCAUCACAAUUUAAUACGAAUUUGAAAAACCACAGCGCUGCAACUAAUCUGUCUUCUGAGAAAGGGGAGGCAGUGAGCGAAGGCCAGAGACUUAUUAUUUAUUUUAUUUUGUAACACUGCUGAAAAGCCAUAUACAGUAUUGUUCUACAAUAUUACUGUGCUAUUAUUUAUACAAAAGCGGUCAAUAGUCUGAUGUUUUAUGAAUCAGGCCUAGUUUUCCUGAGCUAUUCCAAUGGCCUGAACUUUAGGUUCAGUCCCCAACUGCCUUACCUUGACCCUUUUCUUUGAUGAUGUAAACACUAUCAUCUCUCUGCCUGCCUUACAUUUCCCUCUCCUACUGAAGCCAAUGCACAAACAAACUGACAGACUGGAAAUGGAGGCAAGCCAACCCGGUUGUUGAGGCCUUCAGUUCGGAUGAUUAGAUCGGAUAUACCUAUACUUUUCCUCCUGAUCCGGAAAAAGGCCCAGAAAUAGCCCUCAAGUACCUAGACACACUCCGUACCUUUACUCACCAUCCGGUUUACUCCUGAAACAAAGCUACUAAUCAAAAAUGGCUGCUGGAGUUGCAACAUGGAUGCCCUUUGCUCGGGCAGCAGCCGUGGGCUGGCUACCACUGGCCCAACAGACCAUGCCCAAGCCUCCUGUGGACAAAAAGAGUCGCAGUGAUGAGAUCCUGUUUGUUAAUGUGAGUGGACUACGCUUUCAGACAUGGAAGAACACCUUGGACCGUUACCCAGACACCCUUCUAGGCAGCUCAGAAAAGGAGUUUUUCUACAAUGAGGAAACUCAGGAAUAUUUCUUUGACAGGGAUCCAGAGAUGUUCCGCCAUAUACUAAARUUUUUUCGAACAGGCAAGCUACAUUACCCCCGACAUGAAUGCAUUCAGGCUUUUGAGGAAGAGCUUGCUUUCUAUGGCAUAAUACCGGAGAUCAUAGGUGACUGCUGUAUGGAAGAGUACCGGGAUCGCAAGAAGGAGAACCAGGAGCGUUUGGCUGAGGACACCGAGGCCGAGAAUGCCGGAGACGCUCCCCUGCCCCCAGACGCCACAUUACGAGAGAGGCUAUGGAGGGCCUUUGAGAACCCUCACACAAGCACCAUGGCCUUGGUUUUUUACUACGUCACUGGCUUCUUCAUCGCUGUGUCUGUUAUUGCCAACGUUGUGGAAACAGUUCCCUGCCGACCAAUCAAAGGGAGUAUAAAGGACCUGCCGUGUGGUGAGAAGUUUUCAGUGGCCUUCUCUUGUUUGGACACGGCCUGUGUGCUUAUCUUCUCCUUCGAGUACCUCAUGAGGCUGUAUGCCGCCCCCAGCCGCUGUGAUUUUGCGCGUUCGGUGAUGAGCGUGAUAGACGUGGUAGCCAUCUUGCCCUUCUACAUCGGCCUUGUCAUGCCAGAGAAUGAGGAAGUCAGUGGGGCCUUUGUCACCCUGCGAGUCUUCCGGGUGUUCCGUAUCUUCAAGUUCUCCCGUCACUCUCAGGGGCUGCGUAUCCUGGGCUGCACGCUACAAGCCUGCGCCUCGGAGCUGGGCUUCCUCCUCUUCUCUCUCACCAUGGCCGUCAUCAUCUUUGCCACCGUCAUGUUCUACGCUGAGAAAGGCACCAAGGGAACCACGUUUUCCAGCAUCCCCGCCUCCUUCUGGUACACCAUCGUCACCAUGACAACACUGGGAUAUGGAGACAUGGUUCCAGACUCCAUAGCGGGCAAGAUAUUUGGCUCCAUCUGCUCCCUCAGUGGCGUGCUGGUGAUUGCUCUACCUGUGCCUGUUAUAGUCUCCAACUUCGCGAGGAUCUACCACCAGAACCAAAGGGCAGAUAAGAUGAGGGCACAGCAGAAAGUGCGCCAGGCAAGGAUUCGAAUGGCUAAAAAAGGGGCCACCAAUGCAUUCUUGCAGCACAAAGAGGAUGGGGGAUUGCAGGAUGGUGAUGGUGACAGCACACCUUUUUGUGUGAAGAACAGAUCCGCCUUUGAGCACCAACAUCAUCACCUAUUGCACUGCUUGGAGAAAACCACAAAUCACGAGUUCACAGAUGAAGUCACCUACAGCGAGGUGUGUGUGACCGACUCAGUGGGCUUCCGCACCAGCCGCAGCACUUCGCUGUCCAGCCAGCAGGGGGCCACCACAACCUGCUGCUCCCGCCGGGCCAAGAGGAGGGCCUUCCGCCUUGCCAACUCCACUGUCUCUGUCAGCCGGGGCAGUGUGCAGGAGCUGGACACGCUGCACGUCACCAAGACUCCUGCUGGUACCCAGUACCCACAGAGUCGCUCCAGUCUAAAUGCCAGGACUGAAGACCUGAAGCUGAACUGUGAUGACUACACGGCAGCCAUCAUCAGUAUCCCCACUCCCCCAGCCAACACUCCUGAUGAGAGCCUACCUAACUCACCCGCCAUCCCUGGCAUCCUACGCAACUCUCGSUCCAGUACCUUCAACACCCAGGACACUGUCAAGAUCUCCUCUUUAUAACCCCCCAAGCACAGGACCUUGACCCAUUGCACAAAAGAAGAGGAAGGGGGCCCAUCAGAGAAGAACAUGGGAAAGAAGGACAUUCAAGGAUGAUACCACACACUCUUUGCAAAUGCUUCAAUCCAAUACCAACGUAAUGUCUACUGAAUAGAGGUAGGGCUAGCGUGAAUCUUUUUCAUUUAUUCAUUCAUUUGAUUUGAACCAUCCAUGUGAUGUGCUGGAAAGGUUACUGUGAGGUUGACCUUUUGGUCUAGGGAGUUACAGGGGGUGGGGGAGUUAGUAAAUUAAGUGAGUAUCACAGAGACUCACAGAGACUGUGAGCUGAGCAGGAACAGAUGACAGCGUGUGAAACAGGAAUCUACAUGCCUCUUGGACUCAGAGAACGGACACAUAUGGAUGGUGUGGUUGGUAAGAGGGUUUUUCAACAAUAAUAUACCCACCGUGGCAUCGAAGGCCUUUUACUUUUCAAGAUAUGCAACGUUAGAACAAGCAGGAAAAACUAAUAUACAUAAUGUGUGUAACAAAUUGCAGGGAGAGAUUAUAAAGAUUAUGAAUAAUGACAAAAUUAUAUUGAUAUAUAAAUACACCUUUAGAGAGAGAAAUAUUAAUUCUGUAUUCUGCAAUAGAUUUCUUCACACAAAUUCAAUGAAAAUAAAGGAGAGAUCGUUAGAUGGUAGUACAUAUGUAACAUAUUUUGUAUCAUACGUCUCUAAAUCACAUGCAUCUUCAAACUUUACCAAAAAAUGUCAGUGUAAUGACUAGCUUAAUACAGCUAUGCAUGUUCCUGUACAGUAGAUGGUGGAGAAUAGAACUACUGAUAUUAGUGAUAUCAGAUAUGACUAGCUCAUCGGUUAUUUGCAUGGUACCUUAUUCUUUCCCUCAGAACAGUUAGUUUUAUUUCUUUCUCCUGACAACAUUGUAAAGUAAUAAUGAUGUCAAGUGCUGCACCAGAAGUGUACAUUAGGUUAAAAAAAAUGAAUGAAAUAAAAACAUUGAGGCAUGUUCCUCGCCAGAAUGCGAAGUGGGUGAGUAUGAUUGUGUGGUCUGUGUGUGGUAGGUUGGGAGGACUUGUGUUUAUUGAUCACAAAUAUGCAUGGAUACCGUUGUAGGUAUUUUACCUGUUUUUUUCUUUGGGAAAUAAAAUGUAGAGGAGGGAUUCAACAGCGUCUAUUGUCAAAGAGAAAGAAAUUAGGGAGAAGAGGUUACCAGUAAGAAAAGUUCACAGUUACCUUUCGUUGACUUCUCUUAUUGUAAUAUUGUGUUACAGGGUUAAGUGUAUGCAGCCCGUUGAUGGCUGUGUAAUUGACAAGCAACUUUUUUGUUAAACAUGCUAACAUAUCGGUGCUGCUACUGUACUUCAUUGAACUUUACUGUUGGCAUGGCUCCAGUUCUGUUUAUGAGAUCUGGUGUUUGCAAUAACCGUUGUAAUUAUUUUACUGCAAACUUUGGCAAUCCUACUUUUUUUCUCUGAUUAUUAUUAUUUGCAUAAUAUUGCAAUGAAAGAUUUCUCUGUAACUGUGCACACUACAGCUGUUCUAAAGUUACUUUAGUAUUUAUUCAUAUAAUGCAGAUAGGAGUAGAAUGAGCACUAUGUCAACCUCACACAUAUUUGCUAACAUUAAUUUCCAAACAUAUAUAGCUAUAUGAUUCACAUUAUUUACACAAUGUCAUUUUCUCAUGGAAGUGAUAACAGAUGAGUAAAGUCGUGUCAUAUGCUUUAUAUGUGUAUGCUGUAUGAAUACAACAAACGUUUGAUGGGAAGAUUAUAUAGUAAUUAUAAGAAUCUUAUACAUACCACUCCUAAUGAAGUGUUAACCUAACCCAAUGAUAAGUGACCGGAUGUGUAGGCUCAGGAGAGGUGGCACCAGCCAGUACUCAUGUCAGCGAAAGAGAUGCACUGAUUCCCUAGAGGACGAUGAGCGGAACAGAUCAAAAGCACAGAUGUCUAUAUUCUAUUCCACAA
Molecule: messenger RNA, 4808 nt
Organism: Salvelinus sp. IW2-2015
Lineage: Eukaryota; Metazoa; Chordata; Actinopteri; Salmoniformes; Salmonidae
Product: A-type voltage-gated potassium channel KCND1
Biological process (GO): potassium ion transmembrane transport; protein homooligomerization
Cellular component (GO): dendritic spine; postsynaptic membrane; neuronal cell body
Molecular function (GO): protein binding; A-type (transient outward) potassium channel activity
Source: RefSeq, a predicted model, not a curated record